Molecule: messenger RNA, 1440 nt
Organism: Impatiens glandulifera
Lineage: Eukaryota; Viridiplantae; Streptophyta; Magnoliopsida; Ericales; Balsaminaceae
Product: actin
Exons: 4
Coding region: 79-1212 (377 amino acids)
Cellular component (GO): cytoplasm
Source: RefSeq, a predicted model, not a curated record
UUCUUACAUUUUUCAUGAACAAUACAAAUAUAUAUAAAUAUGUUGUUUUGAAAUCCAUUAAUCUCCUAUUGAAGAACCAUGGCAGAUUCAGAAGAUAUUCAACCACUUGUUUGUGACAAUGGAACUGGAAUGGUUAAGGCUGGUUUCGCCGGAGAUGAUGCCCCGAGAGCUGUAUUUCCGAGUAUCGUGGGUCGUCCUCGCCACACCGGUGUGAUGGUUGGUAUGGGCCAAAAAGAUGCUUAUGUCGGGGAUGAGGCUCAAUCCAAACGAGGUAUCUUGACUCUCAAGUAUCCUAUCGAACAUGGAAUUGUUAACAAUUGGGAUGAUAUGGAGAAGAUAUGGCAUCAUACAUUCUACAAUGAGCUUCGUGUGGCUCCGGAAGAGCACCCUAUUCUCCUAACCGAAGCGCCUCUUAACCCUAAGGCGAAUCGGGAGAAGAUGACUCAGAUCAUGUUCGAAACUUUCAAUGCCCCGGCAAUGUAUGUCGCGAUCCAAGCCGUGUUAUCCCUUUAUGCCAGCGGUCGCACAACGGGAAUUGUGUUGGACUCGGGAGAUGGUGUUAGCCACACGGUUCCCAUCUACGAAGGAUAUGCCCUUCCUCACGCCAUCUUACGUCUCGACUUAGCCGGUCGAGACCUAACCGAUGCGCUCAUGAAGAUCUUGACUGAGCGCGGUUACUCCUUUACCACUUCGGCCGAGCGAGAAAUCGUGAGGGAUAUGAAGGAGAAGUUAUCAUACAUUGCUUUAGACUACGAGCAAGAGCUCGAAACUUCCAAGACUAGCUCUUCUGUGGAGAAGAGUUACGAGCUGCCCGACGGGCAAGUGAUCACUAUCGGGGCAGAGCGUUUCCGAUGCCCCGAAGUUUUAUUCCAACCAUCAAUGAUCGGAAUGGAAGCGGCGGGAAUACACGAAACUACGUAUAACUCGAUUAUGAAAUGUGACGUGGAUAUCAGGAAAGAUUUGUACGGGAACAUCGUUUUGAGUGGUGGAACGACAAUGUUCCCCGGAAUUGCUGACCGAAUGAGCAAGGAAAUAACCGCAUUGGCUCCGAGUAGCAUGAAGAUAAAGGUGGUGGCUCCUCCCGAAAGGAAGUAUAGUGUUUGGAUUGGAGGUUCUAUCUUGGCAUCCCUUAGCACUUUCCAACAGAUGUGGAUAGCGAAGGCAGAGUACGAUGAAUCGGGGCCUUCCAUCGUGCACAGAAAGUGUUUCUAAUUCAUCGAUUUUUUAUUUUAUUUUUUGGGUAGGAUUAGAAUAAGCAAAUGCUUGUUGAUCCUAACCUAACAUGGUAGUAAUUUAUGUAGAAUGGAAAAUGGGAACAAAUAAUUCAAAAUUUGUUCCCUCACAUUUAUUUGUACUUCAAUAAUUACUACAAUUCAAAAUAACAAGUUAUUGAUAAAAUAUUAUUUCAAUCAUUUCAGGAUAAACUUAUAUUUAUUUUCA